UAAGAGCAUAUGCAAAUGAAUUUUGAAGAAUCACCAAACACAAUUACUAUCUCUCCCAAAAUGCAAUUCUUCAGCUUGACUUCCAUCUUCCUUUUUCUAUCUUUCCUCUUUUUGCUAAAGAAAUGGAAGAAAUCCAAUAACCAAACCAAAAAAUUGCCUCCAGGUCCAUGGAAACUUCCUCUUAUAGGAAAUAUGCAUCACAUCGCUAGUGGACCUCCACACCACGUCUUUAGAGAUUUAGCCAAAAAAUAUGGACCGCUCAUGCAUCUUCAGCUUGGUGAAUUUUCUUCAGUUGUUGUUACUUCUUCUGAGUUGGCUAAACAAGUACUAAAGACUCAUGACCUCGCUUUUGCAUCUAGGCCUAAACUCAUGGCCAUGGAUAUUGUCUUUUACAAUAGGUGCGACAUAGCCUUUAGCCCCUACGGUGAAUACUGGAGACAAAUGCGUAAAAUUUGUGUGAUGGAACUACUGAGCGCCAAAAAUGUCCGAUCGUUUAGCUCAAUUAGAAAUGAAGAAGCCAUUAGUCUCAUUGACUCUAUCCGAUCCUCUUCAUCUUCUGGCUCACCGGUUAAUUUUACAGAAAGUAUCAUUUGGUUCACAAGCUCCAUGACAUGUAGAUCGGCAUUUGGGCAAGUACUAAAGGAGCAAGACAAGUUUAUAAAACUAAUUGGAGAAGUGAUAAGAUUAGCAGGAGGCUUUGAUGUGGCUGACGUCUUCCCUUCAUACAAGUUUCUUCAUUCUCUCAGUAAAACUAAGAAAAAACUUCUAGAUGUCCAUCGCCAGGUAGAUUCAAUUGUUGAGGAUAUCAUCAACGAGCGCAAGAAGAACCUUGCAACAGCUCACAAGGGUGAUGAUGCAUUAGGAGAUGAAGACCUAAUUGAUGUCCUUCUAAGAGUUAAGAAGGAUAGAAGUCUUGAAUUUCCCAUUACCAACGAUAAUAUCAAAGCUAUUAUUAUUGAUAUGUUUGGUGCUGGAACAGAAACUUCCUCAACAACGACUGUAUGGGCUAUGGCUGAAAUGAUGAAAAAUCCAAGUGUAUUUGCCAAAGCUCAAGCAGAAGUGCGAGAAGCCUUUAGAGACAAUGUGACAUUCGAUGUAGAGGAGCUAAAAUACUUAAAGUUAGUCGUUAAAGAAACUCUACGACUUCAUCCACCAGUUCCACUUUUGACCCUAAGAGAAUGCAUGGAAGAGACCAACUUAAACGACUACACUAUUCCACUGAAGACCAAGGUCAUGGUUAAUGUUUGGGCAAUCGGAAGAGAUCCAAAAUAUUGGGAUGACGCAGAAAGUUUUAAGCCAGAGAGAUUUGAGCAGUAUUCUGUGGACUUUAAUGGUAAUAAUUUUGAGUAUCUUCCCUUUGGCAGUGGAAGGAGGAUUUGUCCAGGAAUAUCAUUUGGUUUAGCUAAUGUUUAUUUGCCGUUGGCUCAAUUACUUUAUCACUUCGAUUGGAAACUCCCUAGAGGAAUGGAGCCAAGAGAUUUGGACUUGGCUGAAUCAGCUGGAGUAACUUCCUCCCUGAAAAAUGACCUUUACUUGAUUGCCACUCCUUAUCAACCUUAAUGGCAUCAACUUUUUAAAGUUCCUUUGUCGUCCUCACUCUUGUGGCAUCUUUCAUGUGUUUUUUAGAUUUUAAUUGAUUUCUAGUGCAUGUUUCUUUUAUCAAAAAAGAUUGUAUCAUGACAGUUAUCCUGAGAUCUUGUCUGUUGAAUAACAUUUUUUAUUUGUUCA
This is a messenger RNA of Capsicum annuum, 1728 nucleotides long. Its product is annotated as cytochrome P450 71D7. The coding region runs from base 10 to 1560 and encodes 516 amino acids. Lineage: Eukaryota; Viridiplantae; Streptophyta; Magnoliopsida; Solanales; Solanaceae. The transcript has 3 exons. The record is from RefSeq and is a predicted model, not a curated record. Gene Ontology annotation, molecular function: iron ion binding; heme binding; monooxygenase activity.